CAGUGACGUUCGUUCGCCCCCAGCAGGAAUCACGACCGCCUCUCUCACACCAUGAGCAUCUUAGCUCUCUCACCCGUGGCCCCCGAGCCACCGUCCCCCAUGGUCACCUCCGUCACGCCCGUCACCCCGACCAUGGACCCCGACGGCUCCACCUCCCCCACUGCCCAUUUCAGCCAGGAUCUGGACCAUCAGCCCCAGGGUGGGGCCUCCUCACUGGGCCCCGGCCACGGACCUCUUCUGUGUGGAGACCCGUCCAAGAGGUCAAAGAAACCUCCGCCCCUCCACACUGGAGCCGACUGGAAGGUCGUCCUCCACCUGCCGGAGAUCGAGACGUGGCUGAGAACGACCAGCGACAGGGUCACGCAGCUGACUCACUCUGCGGGACAGGACGGGGACAACAGACACGUGGACGUCCACCUGGUGCAGCUCAAG
Molecule: messenger RNA, 432 nt
Organism: Paralichthys olivaceus (Japanese flounder)
Lineage: Eukaryota; Metazoa; Chordata; Actinopteri; Pleuronectiformes; Paralichthyidae
Source: RefSeq, a predicted model, not a curated record